Coregonus clupeaformis (lake whitefish) is the source of this 1931-nucleotide messenger RNA. RefSeq names its product B cell linker (gene blnk). The coding region runs from base 81 to 1631 and encodes 516 amino acids. Gene Ontology annotation, biological process: intracellular signal transduction; cell surface receptor protein tyrosine kinase signaling pathway. The transcript has 24 exons. NCBI's taxonomy places the organism in Eukaryota, Metazoa, Chordata, Actinopteri, Salmoniformes, Salmonidae. The record is from RefSeq and is a predicted model, not a curated record.
UAGUCGUGGUGCGAGAAAGAGGUCAGUCCACACUUCCCAUUAGAGCCUGGACUUCAGAUCUCCCUUUGGUGGUGACAGUGAUGAACCUGCCGACCAGGGAGCGGUGUGAGGACUGGAGUUCAGCUCAGGUGGCCAGCUUACUGUGCCAGAAUCAAAUGCACGAAUGUGCUGCAACUGUUAAAAGAAUGAGGAUUGAUGGGCAGAGGUUUAUGAAUCUGUCUGACAGUGACAUGAGCAGGUUCAGCCUCAUCCACCAACCCCAGCUUCAGAAGAUGGUCCAGGAUAUCAAGAAGAAUGAUGGCAGUAUCCUGAACAGGCUGAGAAGAUUUAAAAACAAAUCAGCUCCAAAAGUACCUGUAAGAGACUAUCAAGGUGAUGACGUGGAUGGUGAACAAUGGUCUGAAAAUGAGUUUGAGACUGACACUUAUGAGGACCCUCAAGAGGAGCAGGAUGACAGCUAUGAGCCUCCUCCCAGUCAGAGCGUCUUCACCACUACCUCGUCUGUCUGCGUCCCCAGGGGGGACUACGUAGACAGCUGCCAUGGUAGGCCAAAUGACCCACCCAGGAAGCCCAUCUGCCCACCAAAACCCUCCAGACCAUCACCAUCACUUCCCCCCAAACCCAACCAGCAGGACGACGAUGAAGAAGACUACGUCAAACCAGAAAGUGAUGAUGAAGACAACUAUAUAGACCCCACCGAGGAUCCUCCUGCUAACCGUCUAAGGCAUGGAAGAGGCAAACCAGUAAAGAGCAGUCCUUCAAUGUCUAAGACUGUGCCAGAGCGCUCAAAUAGCCCAGAUGUGUAUGAAGUUCCUGACAUGGAGGAAAACUCUCCUCCCCCAGUGAGCAGACCUUCCACACUCAAAGUCCCUGCACAGGGUUUGACCCCUAGAGCCAGCCCAAGAAUGCACAUAAAGACAUUUCCACCCAUCCCGGUCCAGGAGCCCAUAGAUGAUGAUGAAUAUGAAGUCUGCAAUCCAGAUGAAAGUGGCAGUACAAAGUCUGGUGAGAAGCCCCUGCCUGCGUUUCCCAAACCAAUGCCCAGAGAGACGAAGCCAUUGAAGCCAUCUUUUAGGCCGAGGCAAGAUAUUGCAUCCAGGGAAAAUGAAGGCCCAGCAUUGGCCAUGAGGCACAGUACCCAGAAACCCACGACCACACCCCAGCCCUCUGAAUACAAACGUGCCAAGAUUCCUCGGCCACAGAUGUUUACCUCUCACAAACCAGACAGAGGAACUGUACCCACAGCUGAAAACAGGUUAACGGAUGCUGAAGAGGGGGCAGAUGUCUUCAAGAAACCCUGGUAUGCCAGCACCUGUGACCGUAAGACAGCUGAGGAGGCUUUGAUCCGCUCAAAUAAGGAUGGGGCAUUCCUAAUAAGGAAGAGCUCUGGUCAGGACAGACAGCAGCCAUACACUUUAGUGGUGUAUUACAACAGCAGAGUCUACAACAUCCCAGUGCGCUACAUCCAAGCAUCGCAGCAGUACACUCUUGGAAGGGAGAAGAAAGGAGAGGAGCGUUUCACCAGUGUUUCCCACAUCAUUGAGAACCAUCAGAGGAACCCCCUGGUACUGAUUGACAGCCAGAGGAACACCAAGGACUUCACCAAACUGUGCUAUGCUGUGAAGCCUUAGGCCUCACUGGAUCCUCACUAGUCCUAUUAGAUUAGUCUAGUCACAUUCACCAGCCAUGGCUAUCCAAGCAAGACCAGAAUUAAGUAAGAAUUGUGCCAGUUAAGUAAAAUUGUUAAUGUGGGUGAAUAUUCAAACUUGUGUUGAACAUUUUGCAUUUUAUGGGGUAUUUUCCAACAAGCAUGACAGUGCCAUUAUGUAUUCUUAAAGAAUAACAGAUUGUAGAAAUAUUAUUAAUAGAAUGUAAUGUAGUACAUCUACACUGAACAAAAAUAUAAACGCAACUUGCAACAAUUGUAAAGA